Molecule: messenger RNA, 1540 nt
Organism: Microdochium trichocladiopsis
Lineage: Eukaryota; Fungi; Ascomycota; Sordariomycetes; Xylariales; Microdochiaceae
Exons: 3
Coding region: 468-1382 (304 amino acids)
Molecular function (GO): protein binding
Source: RefSeq, a predicted model, not a curated record
CCGCCGCCAUGACUUUCUAUUCCGCUCCUAUUCCCAUGGGGGCCCAAGUAUCAUCGCUUGCCCUACGCCAUCUCACCAUCCGCGGCUCUCACUACUGCUGACGCAACGAGGCACAACACAACGCUCUGGGCUUGACUCUGGUCACCUGCGCAACUCAGCUUCCCCUUACCAAAGCAAUCACGGUCCCCUUCGCCAUUGGCAGCCAUCUCACCCACUGGAGCCACACGACAAGCGUCUUCCCCCUAUCGUCUGCGUUCCGUCAGCCCUAAACACGCGUCCACCCAGGCUGGACCCAGCCGCCUGGUCAGCAUUGCCAGAUCUGGGUCUGACGCUGCGUCUGGCCCCCAGCCCGUCUGACAUAUCGGCCUGAUUCCGCUAUAUCAUCCCGCGAGGCCCCCCCUGUGCCAAGCAAUCCGUCCUGCCGUCCGUCUAUAUCACGCCCACACGGGGGCAGGCAAGUCGACAAAAUGCAGCGCCUUGACGCAUCAUCUAUUGGCCAGCUCCCCACCGAGAUCCUCAUCCACAUCCUCGCCCACUUCCCCACGCGGCAGCUCCUGAGCCUGGCGACACUCAGCCGCCGCUUCUAUGACCUGGUAGGGCGACUACACUACUCACGCCUCCUCGAAGCUUCCCGGCUCGACGACCACGUCAUGGUGCUGGAGUGCUACCACCCGAGCGUCAAGAUCUCCACCCCCACCCUGUACUGCGAGUAUCUCGGCACCGAUGGUAUCCAAGAGGCCGGCAAGGGCGUCCAUCUUGCCAGCCUGCACAGUUUGUACUCACGUUUUAGACCCAGCGGCUCCGCGGACACGGGCAGGGGGCCGCCCCCCAUCGCCGGCAGGAACAUCUACGGCGGCCCUUCAGACAGCACCGGCCUGGCCCACGACCUCUUUCUCGACUCUGGCGAGCUCUUCUCCCAGCUGUGCACCCAGGCCAGCAUCAUCAAGGUCGAUCCCAGCCGGGGCCUGUUCCUCAGCAUCUCGAGCAUCACUGAGGGCGUCAUCCGCGUGUGGCGGAAGUGGUUGCAGAUCCAGUCGCGAGUAUCAGACCUGGCGGCGUCGUCUCCGACACGGCAGGGUCUCGAGAAGGGGGGGUCCAAACCGUCACCCGUGGGGGAAAGCCCCGCCGGUAGCACAGGCCACUCCGUCAUCUUGUGGACCGACGUCCUCACCGAGAAUGUCGGCCUCAAGUUCCGCGUCGUCGAGAAGACGAUCGAAAACCCGCCGUUGCUCGUCGGGCCCAACGACGAGCCGCCCGUCGCUUACACGUUACAAUAUGAAGAGCUUCUGGUCAGGACCAAUGCUUUGCUGCUGAGCCUGGAGAGAUCUCUGGCCCAGCAGGUCACACACGCAGGUAAAGCCGUAGUCAUCGCCUCCAUGUGAGGGGUUUUGCUUUGCUUUUUCUUUUUGCAAUUCCAUGUCUGCACUGCCACCCACUUCUGCCAUCUGCGCGAAAGCAAUACUCCAACGAGUAAUGUAGCUCCAGGACGGGCGGUGUUGUAUCUAUCUAUGUUUAUUCUCUUACGUGUUUCUGCGCACUU